Molecule: messenger RNA, 7132 nt
Organism: Ictidomys tridecemlineatus (thirteen-lined ground squirrel)
Lineage: Eukaryota; Metazoa; Chordata; Mammalia; Rodentia; Sciuridae
Gene: Kif27
Product: kinesin family member 27
Biological process (GO): microtubule-based movement; spindle elongation; mitotic spindle organization
Cellular component (GO): microtubule associated complex
Molecular function (GO): microtubule motor activity; ATP binding; microtubule binding
Source: RefSeq, a predicted model, not a curated record
CAGUGGCCUCGAGGAGGCGGUCCAGCGGCGGUCCGCGCCUGUUGCCGUGAGAACCCGUGACAACAAAGGCGCAGGCGGCGGCGACCCGGCGAGCUGAGCCGAGGAGUCCUGCGCUCGCCGCCGGAGACCCGGGUUUUCCCGAGCCGGAGUCCAGAUCUUACGUAAAAUGGAUGUUUCUCACACUAGAUACUGAACUUUAAUAACCUAUUUAGUAAAAUCUAAGCGGCCAUGGAAGAAAUACCAGUAAAAGUUGCUGUAAGAAUUAGACCUCUACUUUGCAAAGAAGUUCUUCAUAAUCAUCAAGUUUGUGUGAGAGUUAUUCCAAAUACCCAGCAAAUUAUCAUUGGGAGAGAUAGAGUCUUUACUUUUGAUUUUGUUUUUGGCAAAAAUUCCACUCAAGAUGAAGUUUAUAAUACUUGUAUAAAGCCCCUAGUAUUAUCACUUAUUGAGGGGUAUAAUGCAACGGUUUUUGCCUAUGGACAAACUGGAUCUGGGAAGACAUACACCAUUGGAGGAGGCCAUGUUGCUUCAGUUGUGGAGGGUCAAAAGGGUAUCAUUCCUCGUGCUAUCGAAGAAAUAUUUCAAAGCAUCUCUGAAAAUCCUAGCAUUAACUUUGUUAUAAAAGUAUCCUACAUAGAAGUAUACAAGGAAGACCUAAGAGAUCUUCUGGAAUUGGAGACAUCCAUGAAAGAUCUUCACAUCCGAGAAGAUGAAAAAGGAAACACAGUGAUUGUUGGGGCCAAGGAAUGCCACGUGGAGAGUGUGGAUGAAGUAAUGAGUCUUCUAGAGAUGGGGAAUGCAGCCAGACAUACAGGUACCACCCAGAUGAAUGAGCACUCCAGUAGAUCACAUGCAAUUUUUACAAUCAGCAUUUGUCAAGUUGAGAAAACUAUGGAGGCAUCAGAAGAUGGAUCAUGGUAUUCCCAUCGGCAUAUUAUCUCAAAGUUCCAUUUUGUAGAUUUGGCUGGAUCGGAAAGAGUAACCAAAACAGGGAAUACUGGUGAACGGUUCAAAGAAUCCAUUCAGAUCAACAGUGGGUUGCUGGCUUUAGGAAACGUAAUAAGUGCCCUCGGGGACCCACGUAGGAAGAGUUCACAUAUUCCAUACAGGGAUGCUAAAAUUACUCGGCUUUUGAAAGAUUCCCUGGGAGGCAGUGCCAAGACUGUCAUGAUAACAUGUGUCAGUCCAUCUUCCUUGGAUUUUGAUGAGUCCUUAAAUUCUCUGAAAUAUGCCAACAGAGCACGGAAUAUUAGAAACAAACCCACUUUAAACUUUAGCCCUGAAUCAGACCGUAUAGAUGAAAUGGAAUUUGAGAUUAAAUUGCUUCGAGAAGCAUUGCAAAGCCAUCAGAGUAGUAUCAGCCAAACUAGCCAGAUCCCACGAGAGGGCAGUCCUGAUAAAAACAGGAUCCAUUCUCUUGAGGAGCAAGUAACUCAGUUAAAAGGAGAAUGCCUGGGUUACCAAAAUUGUAUAGAGGAAGCCUUUACCUUCCUGAUGGACUUAAAAGAUGCAGUCAGACUAAACCAAAAGCAGCAACACAAAUUGCAGGACUGGUUUAACAUGACUCAGGAGGUCAGGAAGGCUGUCCUCACCUCAUUUCAAGCAAACCAAGGAAUUGGAAACCUGGAAGGAGGACCACAGCAUAUCACAGUUCUCCAGCUGAAGAGAGAGCUUAAAAAAUAUCAGUGUGCUCUUGCUGCUGAUGAAGUAGUAUUUAAUCAGAAGGAACUGGAGGUGAAGGAACUAAAGGAUCAAGUGCAAAUGAUGGUACAGGAAAACAAAGGACAUGUUGUUUCUUUGAAAGAAGCUCAAAAAGUAAAUAGGUUACAGAAUGAAAAAAUAAUAGAACAGCAGCUUCUUGUGGAUCAACUGAGUGAAGAACUAACAAAACUUAACCUGUCAAUGACUAAAGAAAGUUGUGGAGAUGGGCCUGAUGCCAGGAUCCCUGAAAAAAGACCAUAUACUGUACCGUUUGACACUCGUUUGGGGCAUUAUAUUUAUAUUCCAUCAAGACAAGAUUCCAGGAAGGUCUAUACAAGCUCUCCUACAUACUCUCUGGAUCAAGUAUUUGCUGGAUUUCGAACACGAAGUGAGAUGCUGUUGGGCCAUAUAGAAGAACAAGAUGAAGUCCUCCACUGCCAAUUUUCUGAUAACAGUGAUGAUGAAGAAUCAGAAGGUCAAGAGAAAUGUAGAGCUAGGUGUAGAAGUCAUCCAUGGAUUAAAAAGCCAAGUUCUGUUUGUUCUCUUGCCGAGUUGAAUGAUACUCAGGAUGAAGCACGAAAGUCAAGUUUGGGAAGUAAAGAUUUAAAGAUUGAAUAUCUCCGGGAGAGUCAAGAGUUGAAUUUGCAAAAAUUAAAGAAAUCAGAACUCAUACUUAAUGAAGCUAAACAAAAAAUGAGAGAACUUACAAUUAACAUCAAGAUGAAGGAAGAUCUGAUUAAAGAAUUAAUAAAAACAGGUAACGACGCCAAGUCUGUAAGCAAACAGUAUUCUCUGAAAGUAACAAAACUAGAACAUGAAGCAGAACAGGCAAAAGUGGAAUUAAAUGAAACACAAAAGCAGCUACAGGAACUGGAAAACAAAGAUCUUUCUGAUGUUGCUUUGAAGGUGAAGUUACAGAGAGAGUUCCGUAAAAAGAUGGAUGCAGCAAAGCUAAGAGUCCAGAUCUUACAGAAGAAGCAACAGGAUAGUAAGAAAUUAGCAUCACUGUCAAUCCAAAAUGAGAAACGUGCUAAUGAACUAGAACAAAAUAUAGAUCACAUGAAAUAUCAAAAGGUAAAGCUGCAAAAAAGACUUCGAGAAGAAAAUGAAAAAAAGAAGCAACUGGAUGCAGAAAUUAAGCGGGAUCAACAAAAAAUCAAAGAACUACAGUUAAAAACAGAACAGGAAGAAAAUCUAAAACUGAAAGUUGAGGACUUUGAUGCAUUUCACUUGAAAAGGAGAAAAGUUUGUUCUUUUGGAAGUAUAGACCAACUCCAGAAUUUGGAUGAACAAAAGAAAUGGUUAGAUGAAGAAGUAGAGAAAGUUCUGAACCAACGCCAAGUAUUAGAAGAGCUGGAAGAAGACUUAAAGAAACGGGAAACCAUAGUUUCUAAGAAGGAGGCCCUACUACAGGAGAAGAGCCUCCUGGAAAAUAAGAAGUUGAGAUCUAGUCAGGCCUUAAACACAGAUAGUUUGAAAAUAUCAAGUCGCUUGAAUUUGUUGGACCAAGAGUUAUGUGAAAAGAGUAUUCAACUCCAGAGCAGCUCAGCUGAGGAGAAAAUAAGGAUUUCAGAACAAGUUCAAGCCCUCCAGAAAGAAAAGGAUCAGCUCCAGAGUCGAAGAAACAGUGUGGAUGAAAAAGUUAAAAAUGGUAGAGUGUUAUCACCCAACGAAGAACAUGUUCUUUUCCAGCUUGAAGAAGGAAUUGAAGCUUUGGAAGCUGCAAUCGAAUACAAGAAUGAAAGUAUCCAGAGUCGCCAGAAUUUGCUUAGAGCAUCACUCCAAAAUCUUUCUCAUAGUGAAGCAAAUGUUUUGGAAAAAUUAAGUUGCCUGAAUCCUGUUGAAAUUAGAGCUAUUCUUUUCAGAUAUUUCAAUAAGGUGGUUAAUUUGCGAGAAGCUGAACGAAAACAACAAUUACAAAAUGAAGAAAUUAAAAUGAAGGUUCUGGAACGGGAUAAUACGGUUCGUGAGUUGGAAUCUGCAUUGGAACAUCUGAAAUUGCAAUGUGACCGGAGACUGACACUCCAGCAAAAGGAACAUGAGCAAAAGGUGCAACUGCUAUUACGUCAUUUCAAAGUGCUGGGGAUCAAACUCAGGGCCUCAUGCAUGCUAGAACAAGAUGGAGAAAGCAUUAUAGAAACUUUUAAAACAUAUGAAGAUAAAAUUCAGCAAUUGGAAAAAGAUCUUUAUUUCUAUAAGAAAACCAGCAGGGAUCUUAAGAAGAAACUUAAAGAACUGACACGGGAAGCAUUUCAGUGGCAACUAGCAUUGUCAGAACAUCAUGAUGCUGGAGAUGGAGUCCUGAACCCUGAAGAGGCAGGUGUGAUUUCAGAAGAAUUAAAAUGGGCAUCCAGAACUGAAAGUAUGAAAUUAAGUGCAAGAGAAAGAGAAGUAAACAGUUCUUCAAGCAGUUUAAGAACACAACCAAAUUCCCAAAAACUUUGGGAAGAUACCCCAGAGUUACCUUCUAUUUUUAGCUCUUUAGCACCGUCUAGUGGGCAACUGUUAAGCAAUGAUGAUAAAACAGAAACAGAUGAAUAUCAGUUUACAAAAUCUCACAGUCGACCAUCAUCCCAAAUUCAGCCAGUGGGAAAUGUGGAACAGCUUCAUGGUAUCACACCUGUAAAAUUGUGUCGUAAAGAAUUACGUCAGAUUUCUGCCUUGGAACUAUCAUUACGACGUUCCAGUCUUGGAGUUGGGGUUGGAUCAAUGACUGCUGAUUCCAUUGAAGUGUCUAGGAAACCUAGUGACUUAAAAACUUAGUCAUUUAACGAUAGACAUUUUAAUAUAGUAGAUAUGUAAAAAGAUUCCUUUCUCUAACUUGUUAAAAGUAAAGCUCAAGCUCAUUGGUUCUUCUGAAGAUAAAGGAAGAAUGGGAGGAUUGUAUAUUUUGGGGAGUUUUAAUUUACAUUUCCACAAUAAUUAAAUAAACACAUUUUACAAUACUUGAUAACACUUAAAUAUUCCCACUUACAAAUAUACUUCAAUUUUUUUCAGGCAUAUUUUAUUUGUUUUUUAUUUUCCAGGUAUAUUGGAAGAACAAAACUAAUAGACUAAAUUAUCCUUCAAAUGUAUGCUAUUAUUUAAUAUAAAAGUGUAUUAUAAACAUGUUAUGAUACAAUAAUCCUUAAUAUAUUAAUAUAAAAAUAUAUUGUUGUUUUUAAAAGAUGCCAGAUAAAUAUUUCUUGUGUUAGAGAGGGAGUUACCUGCUGCAUAUGUUUUGGCACAGAUGAAGUUUUUUGCCAAAAUACAGUCUGUAGCCUAAGACAACCUGCCAGGUUUAUGGACUAAAGUUGAUUUUAGUGUCAGAGCCCACAGAAGUUAAGUGAUCAGUCUUGAUUUUUAAAAAACAAUCUCUGUUGUUUUUCUAGAAUUGUUGUCUGUUUAUAGUGUUAUAUUAUUGGUUUGCUAAUAUAAUGAAAUGUAAAUUUUCAUCUUUCUCCUGCCAUGUGCAUUUGACAUGUCUUUUGUUUAUGCUACCAAAAUUGGGAGAAAAGAUACAGUUACAUGGAAGAGAGAGACAAUGAUAGAAGAAUACAAAAACAUUUAUUUUAGCACUUUCAGGAAAAGAACAUUGAUUGUGACAUAUCUAGUCACAUGGAGGCUGUUUUGGAAAGCCUGAAAUGUAGUCAAAGGAUCCUUAGCUAAUUAUCUGAUGGGAUUCAGUCUGAGACUUUUCUCUACAACCUACUUCAUCAGGAGUUUCAAACAGGCAGACCAAACAACAUUGGGACUGUAAAUUUGUAAAUGAAAUUUUUGCUGCAUUUUCUGUUUCAGCCUUUUUGUUCAUCAUGUUUAGAAUUAAGAACUGAACAAUUUAUCCAACCAGUUCUUUUUCACCAUAUUUUUUUUUCAUUAUAGGCAACAUUCCAUUCUGAUGACCUGCAGUAUUAUUUUGUUUCUUUUCCAAACUUUUACUUGUAAUCCAAAUUUGAGUUUCUUAGUUUAAUUAAUAUUUGGGGACAGCAGUAACACCACCCUGACUCAAUAGAUGCCUACCCAAUGAGAGUUACCCACUUCUUGUUGAAUCCAUUUUUUCUUAUCUGAUGCUGUUACAGACUUUUUUUGUAUUUUACUCUGUGUUGUCCUGACCAUCUCUCCCAAGAUUCAAACUGUUACUCUGUGCCCACUUAAAGCUUUCUGCCUUUAUCUAGUUGCUAGCUCUAGGGACUGGAGUUUUUUGUCCAAUUUGCUAAAUACCUGUUCCUCAGGAAAAGAAAGUCAACAAACUUCUAAAUAAGUGAAUAGUUUACCUCUUAAGCAAGGUACUAAAAUUCAUUUAAAUUAUGGGUUAAGUAGAUUUCUGUGGACUUAUCUGGAAACUGAACAGUUUAUAACAUUGGCCCAAUGAAAAACUGUUCAAGUUUCAAACAAUUAAUUUACAAACUAACUUGGAAAUUUUAUUUUUACCAGAGGCUAUUUGAAGUCUCACAAGUCUGUUUUUCAGCUAGUCUUCUUUUUGUUUGUAUGAUAUAUAUAAUGAUUAUAUAUAUUAUUAUAUAUUUCAGUCUUAUGGCAAAAGGCCAGUGCCUUCAACAAAGCAUAGAAUUAUAUGUUUAUUAGUAUAUAUAUUAAUGAAAGUUCUAAUUAUAAAUUUCUUAUAAGAUUAAUGUGCAAUGCCUUAAUUAUAAAUAAUUUAUCCUAUAAGAAUGUAUUUUGAUACUAGAAUCCUGCUUUCCCAAGAAAUUAGCACAUGCUUGUUUUAACUAUGAAAAUAAAAACACAUUUUCUCACUAACAAAGCAAGAAAAGCAGUGAUUUGAUUUGAUAAUGCACAAGUGAAUCUGACUGUAAAGUAACAAAGAUAUGAUUUUACCCCCUGCUUUGGUUAAAUAUAUAUCUUUUAUAUACUAUGAUAAAAAUACUAUUUAUAUACACAUAAAUAAAAAAUAAGGUACCUCCCUUGGGGCAAAUAAAAUUAUUUUUAAUAUACUUAUAAUAACUGGGUGCUGUGAUACAUACCCAUAAUCUCAGCAACUCACAGCAACUCAGAAGGUAGAAAUGGGAGGAUCAUAGUACACGGAUAGUCUCAGCAAUUUAGCAUGACCCCUGCCUCAAAAUAAAAAGGUCUUGGGGAUGUAGCUCAGUGGCACAGUGCCCUUGGUUUCAAUCCCUGCUAUGGCAAUUAUUUAAUAAAAUAAAUAUACAUAUUUAAAACAACCUGUAUGCACACACAGCUAUUAAGAACAGAUUUUGCUCUCUUUUUGACAUUAAACACUUUGUCACUAUAUUUGUAUUUUUUGCAUGUACAUAAAAUGUUUGUGCUUUUCUUGGUUCGUUAUGUCCUUUUAUUCUCUACCUGUAACAGCAUUGGAAAGGAAAACUAUCUGCCUCUAUAAAAUAUUAGUUCCUUCCCUAACUAGAGAUUUACAGAGUUGGAGAAUUCUAAUAAGUAUGGGAACAAUUGAUGGUGGAAACAUUGAUGAAAAAAA